ACAAUAUUGCUUCAAACUUGAUUAAGAUUUUCUCUGGUAUGGAAGUGAAAUGACUAUGACUAUCUCAUUAAUAUUGAGUAAUAAUUAUCACAUUGGAAAUUUCCUAGAUUAGGGAGUGUCAUCAUCACGAAUAACGCAACUUUAGAUGCUAGAUUGAUAAAGGAAAGCUAAUGGAAUUAUGAUCAAUCUACUCCUACCAUCAUCUCAACAAAUAGUCAUAUUCAUAUGGACAAUUCAUUUAUUAUUCACUCGUACAUACGCUCCUAAAACGAAUGAGAGAACACUUGGCAACUCAUGUCGUUACAAUGACGAAUGCGAUGGUGAUCAGUGGUGUCAUAACAAGAAGUGUGACUUGGCCUGUCACAGUGUGCAGUGUGGCACUGAGGCCAAGCCACCACAUAGCGUGUGUGUUGUCACCAACCAUGAGCCAAAAUGUGUUACCCCCGAUCAAUUGGAAAUAGUUGACCGUACCAAUCAUCGUAAUUGGCACCUUGUGAAUGAUAAGUCUUGCGGACAUGAGAACCAUAUGAGAGUUUUAGGUGGUCGUAAUGCAAAAUUGGGAGAAUUUCCUUGGAUGGCAUUGGUACUUAUCAUAUCUGAGUUCGACUCAGGUGAAAAAAUAAACUACUGUGGUGGAUCCAUAAUCAAUGACAGAUACGUUGUUACCGCGGCGCAUUGUGUUCGUAAAUCAGAACGGGACGGUGACAAUUUUAGAGUCAAAGUACGUCUUGGUGAAAAUGAUUUGAAGCGCGAUCCAGACUGUGAGAGCGAUUUGUCCAAGCAUGUAAAGGGAUUGUGCACUCCAGAGCCCGUCGAAUACGAUGCAAAUGAAAUACAAGUUCAUCCGGACUUCAGAGCCAAUCAAGGCACUGGAUCAAGCGUGGACCCAUGGGGUGAUCUGGCUCUAUUGCGCAGUGACAAGAAAUUCGAUUUUAGUGACUUCAUUCUUCCAAUUUGCUUGGAAUAUGGAGACCUACUCAGACAGGAUUACACUGGAGAAUUGGCACAAAUCAUCGGCUGGGGAGCCUGGGAUAAUAUCAGACACAACAGGACACGCCGUCAGUCGACCUACACAGGUCGCCUGCAGAAGGCACACGUCUUCGUGCUCGACCAUCUCACCUGCAACUUACUCCUCGUGGCGUUGGAAAUAAUCAAGCCGGAAGAGCCACCGGACCAGUUCCUAUGUGCCGGAAAUCAUGAGAUCCUCUCCUUCAUCGGCGACUCCGGAAGUCCACUGAGUGUUGUCAAGGCCGUUGAUGGCGAUAAGGCCCGCACUUAUCUGAUAGGUGUCACCUCCUACAAUUACAAUUUGCUCACUGAUACUGGAGGCUUGACUAGACCUACUGUUUAUAUCAGGGUUGCCGCUUAUUUGGAUUGGAUUUUGGACACAAUUCGUGAAUGAUUGCAACAUGGGAGUCACCUGAAAUGUCUCCAACAAAUCGUCUUUGAUCUAUAGUUAUACCCUGAUACCGUACUAAAUAGUAUAUUUCGCACCUAGAGCAGAAAAUGAGAUUUUUCCGGCUCGAAAUCGGUUUUCAAGUCCGAGGCCCUAGGCCGAGGACUAGAGAAGAUUGAGAGCCGGAAAAAAAAUUUUUGCCCGUGGUGCGAACGCUAUUUUUCGCCACACACAAAAAUAAACAAUAUAUUAUAUAUGAGAAUAGUUGUUUACUAAGCACUUCCGAAAGCAGAAGUGGAAGGUGAUAGCUCUAGCAAAUCUGAGGUAAUCUGAAUAUGAGGAAAUUGUCCAGGUAUUUUUAUUUUUUAUUCUGAUUUGUCUAAAUAACCUGAAAGAUUAUGUUCAAUUAUGUGGGAGGUUGAGUUUAUACUUUUUUAUUCUUCCAAAUGACAAUAAGAUGAUAUUAUUAUAAAUGUUUUAAUUAUUGAAUAAUGAACACAACUAAUGAAAAGUUUUUUGAUCAACUGUUUUUUGAUCACCUUUCUUAGUUCCAUGUUAGCGGCUGGAAAGGGUACUCUUUCCGGCCUAGGCCGGAAAGAAACCUGUUCUGACGUCAGACGAGAGUCGUCUGCAAGCAAUCUCUUUCAGAUCUAAGUAGGGUCUGGAAAACAGCUGCUUUCUGUGCAGUGUGGCGAAAAAAGUAAUGGCUUUUGUUGGUGGGGAGUCCCUUGCGGGAAGGACCCACCGCCUGAAUAUAUAAUUUAAGCCGUCAAUGGGCCUUACGACUGCCAUACUUUAGCCUGGACCAACAGUUUAACGUAGCCAUCCGAUAACACGGGAGUGAUCUGGUUAAAAAACUGUAUUUGAUACCAUACUUAUUUGUGGGUAACAGGUACCUUGACACCUAUGUUCUCUCGUAUUCAAAAUAAUAUAAUAAAAGCCAUCAUAAGUAUACCAUUAUACCACCUAUUCAUAGGUAACAGAUAUACUCUGACACCUAUGUUGUCCGUAUUCAAAAUCAAAUUUUCAAAAAUGAUCCAAAAGCUAAUCUUCGAUCUAUCAAUAUAAAUAGGAGUCUCGCAUAUUGGUCAGUGUUUAGGAUAACUACUUUGAAGGAAUUGCAACAAAUGUCCACUACAGAUUCUCUUGUGGUAUAGGAUCAAAGGAUAUCGUUUCAGGUGACCUCAACAUUAUCUAUGACAGUGGUUGUUAUGAUAUGCAUGUAUUGUGUAUACAGUGUAUUAUAAUGAAAGGGUACUUAAUAACUUUCGUUGUGUUUCAUUAAUUUCAGUAGCCCUAUGUAUUAUAAUGACUGUUAUUGACGUUUUCAAUUGCCAUGUUAAUGUGCUUUGGAGAAAUAGAGACAUUCUUUGUUCGUAUUCUUCUAUUGUGCAUGCAUAGAUGGUUGUUGCUACACCAGUUAUAGUCCUAGUUUAGUUGAUUUUGUUUGUACAAUGUAUGCGGUUGGCCAAAUAAAUUAUUGAUUGCA
This is a messenger RNA of Nilaparvata lugens (brown planthopper), 2885 nucleotides long. RefSeq names its product phenoloxidase-activating factor 3. Bases 179 to 1402 code for a protein of 407 amino acids. NCBI's taxonomy places the organism in Eukaryota, Metazoa, Arthropoda, Insecta, Hemiptera, Delphacidae. Gene Ontology annotation, biological process: proteolysis. The record is from RefSeq and is a predicted model, not a curated record. Gene Ontology annotation, molecular function: serine-type endopeptidase activity. The transcript is spliced from 8 exons.